AUGACUGAUUCUAAAAUAACCAAGCUAACAUACAUACAACCACCUCAUACAACACAUUCAAAUUUCAAAAUAAAAGAUUUAUUACAAUUAAACAAUAUAGAUAAAGCUUAUUCAUCUCCAUUAUCAGUAAUUGCUCAUAUUGAUGUUAAUGCAUUUUUUGCUCAAGUUGAACAAAUAAGACUGGGAUUAUCAACUGAAGAUGCAGUAGUAUGUGUCCAAUGGUCAUCAUUAAUAGCUGUUUCUUAUAAGGCAAGAGAAUAUGGUAUAACAAGGAUGGAUACUUUGGAAAAUGCAAAAUUAAAAUGUCCAAUAUUAAAAGCUAUACAUACUGCUGUUUUCCGUAAAGGUGAAAAUUUUUGGAGAUAUCAUGAUGAUGAUAAUGAGUUCCCAAGUCCUAUUGAUCAUAAAGUUAGUUUGGAUCCUUAUAGAAGAGAAUCAAGGAAAAUUUUAAAAAUUUUUAAAUCAAUUGUUGAUCUUGUGGAAAAGGCAAGUGUUGAUGAAAGUUUUAUGGAUUUAGGUAGAUUAGUUAUUAAGCGGGUAUUUGAAAUGAUUCCAGAUUUACAAAAACAAAUUGAAAAUUUAGAUAGUGAUGGGUUUUUACCUUUAAUACCUGAUGGAUUCACUUUAGAAGUUACUGGUGAUGUUAUAACAAAUGAAUUUGAUUCAACAUCUCUAAUAAUAAAAGAUUGGGAUGAUUUAUUAAUGAUUAUAGGAGGUCAAAUAACAAAUGAAAUUCGUCUCCAAGUACAAAAAGAAUUAGGAUAUACCCUUUCAGCUGGUGUUGGAAGAGUUAAAACAAUUGCAAAAUUAGCUUCUGGAUUCAGGAAACCUGAUAAUCAAACAAUAGUUCGAAAUAAUUCAAUUAAUAAUUUUCUUAAAAAUUUUGAUUUUACAGAUUUUUGGUCAAUGGGUGGUAAAACUGGUGAAUUUAUUAAAAUGAAAUUAUCACCUCCCCUUGAGGAUUCAAUUGCAUUUAUAAGAAAUAAUUAUGAUUUAAAUGAAUUACAAGAUUACUUGGAGGAUAAAGAAUUAGCAUCAAAACUUUAUCAACUAAUCCGUGGGGAAUAUAUGCAAUCACUUUCAUCACGAAUAAUCCUUAAAUCAAUGAAUUCAAAUAAAAAUAUAAGAUUUAAAUCUGUUAAAUCCUUGGGGGAUUCAAUCCAAUGGAUAAAAGUAUUUUCCGCAGAUUUAUAUCAAAGAUUAAUCGAAACAAAUGAUGAAAAUGGCUACAAAACCAGACCAAAAACAAUAUCAAUCCAUUUCCGUUCAAUAAAUAAUUUUAAUCAACCUCAUUCAAAACAAAGUUCAUUACCUUUAGUACCAAUAGAUGAAUUAGAAUCUGUAUUAUUUCAAUAUGGUGUUAAUUUGUUAAAAUUAAGUGAAUCUCAAUGGGGUAAGAUUUACCCAUUACAAAAUAUAAGUAUGACUAUAUCAAAUUUUGAAAGUAAUGAAGGUUCUGGAUUAGAUGGGAAUAUAAUGGGAUUUGUUAAAAAGGGGAAUGUUGAUGAUUUUUUUAAUAAAGAAAGGGAAAAGGGUGUGAAGGAGGUUAAAGUGGUGAAGGAGAAGGAGAAGGAUGUUAAGAAGGAGAAUAAAUUUGAGAUUUCGCAGAUGUUUAAACAAAAGGAUGUUAAUAAAGAUAAUGCAAAUGAUAAGAGUAAUAAAUCAAUUACAAAACAAGAUAAUAAUAAUAAUAAAGAUGAAGUAUCAAAUGAUAUUAUAUCAAAUUAUGAACCUUUAUCAAAUGGAUUAUUUAAAUGUUUAAAAUGUAAAGAUCAAUCAAUAUUAGAUUUAUUAGAACAUGAUGAUUUCCAUUAUGCAAUUGAAUUAAAUAAAAAAUUUAAUGGUGUUGAAGAUAAUACAAAAAGUUAUGGUGAAGAAAGAUUAGCUAAAAGAAAAGUAAAUGAUCAUGGUAAAAAAUCAAAUAAAAAGAAUAAAUUUAAAAUUGAUAAAUCUCAAUCAAAAUUACCAUUUUAA
Messenger RNA from Hansenula ciferrii, 1974 nucleotides. RefSeq names its product DNA-directed DNA polymerase eta (gene RAD30). Lineage: Eukaryota; Fungi; Ascomycota; Saccharomycetes; Phaffomycetales; Wickerhamomycetaceae. Gene Ontology annotation, molecular function: DNA-directed DNA polymerase activity; damaged DNA binding. Bases 1 to 1974 code for a protein of 657 amino acids. The record is from RefSeq and is a predicted model, not a curated record. Gene Ontology annotation, biological process: error-prone translesion synthesis; response to radiation. Gene Ontology annotation, cellular component: site of double-strand break; replication fork; nucleus. The transcript has a single exon.